UGUUGGUUUUCAUCGAGGAGAGAGUUUGACGACGGUCCUGGAAGAUAAAAGUACUUGUCUGAAAUCUACUAUCAUCUGGUUUUAUAUGAUAAUUCACAUAAAAGGAUUGAUUGAAUGAAUGUCUACUAUCAAUAGACCAUUACAGGGUCUGAGUUUUGGAUGGUAUUAAGACUCCGAGAGUCGAAAGAACGAAGCCAUUUGUCCCUAACCUGAAUUUUCCCUUGAGGGUAGUCGGAGAAGAAAGCCAGCGGAGGGGCCCAGUCACAGGAACUCCGGUGUGCCCUCUAAUUGCGAAAACCACAGCUUUAUCUCGUUUUUAUAGCGACAUAAUAUUGUCAACGGAAUGGCUUGUGGGGCUACUUUGAAAAGGACUAUGGAUUUCGAUCCAUUGAUGAACCAGGCGUCCCCCAAAAGGAGGAGAUGCACCCCAAUGUCUCAAGCUGCCUCAACAUCAUCACCCCAGAAAUAUCUGCGUAUGGAGCCCUCACCAUUUGGAGAAGUGUCGUCCAGACUCACAACCGGUUAGCAACAUUUCAUAGCUACUAGAUAUAAGGCAUGAGUGGGAAUCUAUUAAUGAAAUGUGUUAUUAGGGCACCUUUUGUGAGGCUAGCUAGAUGUGUUCGCUUAGCUAACUAGUUGGCUAGGCAAUGUCAGUCAAAUGCCUGACUAGUAGCUAACGUUACAGUACUGAUAAGCUUGUAAGCACUUCUUGCAUUUGUUGUUGAAACCUGUGACUUAGACACAACUGUUUGCUCAACUAGCUUGCUAACUAACGUAACCUAACAUGGCAGUUAGGAGGCCGGUGAUAAACCUUCAAGCUAAGCUAACUAGCAUAGAUCUUAUUAAUGAGCAUUUGACAUUUAGCCAGACAUUUGGCUGAUAAACACUUCUUGACUUUAACAGCAACAGGAUGAUGGCAUGUAGCCAUAUUGGCAGUAUAUUAGUCGAACAUAGUGGUGUAAAGUACUUUAGUAAAAAUACUUCAAAGUAUUACUUAAGUAGUUUUUUGGGGUUGGUCCAAGUUUGGGAAACCCUGCCCUAGUUUGUGCUUCGGGAUGGGGUUCUCAUUUGCUAGGGAAGUGGCUAGCUAGAGUUUUGUGGCUUUUGUCCUUGAAUUAAGGUGGUAUUGUGGUUAGUUACUUAGUGAAAUAUCAAGACGACUCACAAGGUAUAUUGCUAGAGUAUGUUGUGCAAAUUGUUAUUUGGAAUGAUUGAUUAGCUUGCCCUAACCAAAUCUUGCCCUUGUUUUCCAUUCCAGAGCAAAUCCUGCACAAUAUCAAGCAAGAGUACAAGCGGAUGCAGAAGAGAAGGCACCUGGAGAACAGCUUUCAGCAGACCGAGGGCUGUUGUCCCCUGGAGUCACAACCCCAUAGCUCCAUCAUUAAUGGAUCCAGUCUGCCAGGUAUGUCCAAUCUGCUUUUACUCAGGAAGGACAUCAGGAGGAAUAAAGACACAUCUGAGGGGGUUCAUCAAAUGGAAACCAUUGUUUGCCUCACAACAAUGUUAAUCCCUUUUGUUAACUUGCAGUUGUAUGUCUCUUGGCUUCAUUGAAUGUCAGAAUUUUUUGGCCAAAGUUUCUCAUGUGAUUUUGAGAAUGUUCUCCCUGAUAAUGGAUUCUUAUUCUCUAUACAGGAACAUCUUCUGGUGCCGUCUCCCCAUCAAGAAAAGAGCAACCUCUAUUUACUUUGAGACAGGUUGGGAUGAUCUGUGAACGACUACUCAAAGAGCGAGAGGAGAAGAUAAGGGAAGAAUAUGACGAAAUAUUGACAACAAAACUAGCAGGUUUGUUGGAGAAACUGUUUCUGUGACUGUUUCUGUGACCUUUGUUUCUCUGCAGAAUAUAUAGCACUAUCUAUUUAUUGUCAGACCUUUUUUACUCUCUUUUUGCAGAGCAAUAUGACGCUUUCGUUAAGUUCACUCAUGAUCAGCUAAUGCGGCGAUUUGGAGAGCAACCUGCUAGCUGUGAGUAACAAACUUUUACUCUGUCAGUGCAGUGUUUACCAUAUAUUAAUUUAGCAGCAUCGCACCGCCGCUGCUAAAUUGUUGCCACCACACCCCAAAAAUUUGACUGGGGGAAAUAUAGCGACGCUAAUGAUAAGUAUUUUGGUAGAUGGAAAGACUUUCCCCAAAAUCUUCUCAAUUAAAUGUUAACUAGCUACAAAGUAGCCUAUGCCUACCUGUCAGAAUGACAUCAUGAUUAUUUCCAUCAAUCCAAUAGGCAAUUGUUUUGCAAACGCCAUCACAUGUGCGCUACAGAAACACUGCUAACCAAACAGUGCUAGGUGCAUGCGUCCUUGAAUAAAAGGGUAACCACUAAAAAAAUCUUAAAUGUCUUAGAUGUUUCCCAGACCUCUAAAGUGGUCUCCUGGUGUGGUUUUAGCAUUGCUGUGUACUUAGAACAUCCAAUUGUGUUGUUUUUCUAUAUAGAACGUGUGAAUUUUGAGAGUGAAAACCUGAACAACCCCCCCCCCCCCCCCAUCUGUGACUUUUGCCACCGCUGAAAUAAAAAAAAAUCUAGGGGAAAAACUGCAGUGACAUGCCUCCUCCCUUCUUUAUGAAGACCACUGUCACUUCUGUAUCAUGCUUAAUGUAUUGUGAACUCUGUAUUCAUAGCUGCUCUCUCUCUCUUCCUCUCCAGAUGUUUCCUGAGUGAAACCUCAUGUUUGAUGGAAUACCAAUUUCCCAUUUUAUUAUUGCUUAAAGCUCCCCAUCUGAUUCUCUGCCAACCAUAUUCUCCAGAGACUCAGGGGGUCUAGUUGGACUUGUAGCAGUGCCAUAUCUCCCCUGUGGGAUAAUGCUGCCAUGUUAGCUUCUCUGUGGCAACUACAUUCAUUUCAGCGACUGGUAUUUGUGUUGUGUCCCAAAUGGCACCCAAUUU
Messenger RNA from Coregonus sp. 'balchen', 2878 nucleotides. The record is from the annotation of a GenBank genome assembly. Lineage: Eukaryota; Metazoa; Chordata; Actinopteri; Salmoniformes; Salmonidae.